CUGUGAGUCCAGAUCCAGAUCCAGCACUUGCGGAAACAGACGAACAUCGUUUCUAACAAACGCCGUCGUGAAUGCGUCGGCCCUAGCGCCAAAGACGCCAAACAAAAACUCUUGUGUUGUUUAGGACACUGAAGCCCGGUUCUGACCUGUCUCUGACAGCAUUCAUGAAAUAAGUGGGAUUUUCUAUCAGCAGGAUAAAAUAAUGAUUUCGCCGUGGGACCGGUGGUACUCGACGAGCUGCUGCCUUUGCUGCCAUGUACGAACGGGCACCAUUAUUCUGGGAAUAUGGUAUAUGCUCAUCAAUGCAGUGGUCUUACUCAUCUUGUUGUCAGCUCUCAAUGACCCAGUCCAGUAUCGUUACCACCUUACCAGCUCUGAGCUGGGGACGGACAUUGAUGUCAUGGAUGAUGCAAAUAUCUGCAUAGCCACAGCAAUAUCCCUGCUCAUGAUCCUUAUAUGUGGUAUGGCAACAUAUGGUGCUUACAAGCAACAUGCAGCUUGGAUCAUUCCAUUCUUCUGCUACCAAAUCUUUGACUUUGCCCUUAACACACUAGUAGCCAUUAGUGUGGUGGUUUAUCCCAACACGGUGCAGGACUACCUCCAGCAGCUGCCGGGGACAUUCCCUUACAAAGAGGACAUCAUGUCCACCAACAACAUGUGCCUAGUUUUUGCAGUCCUCCUUUUCAUUGGCUGCAUCCUCUCCUUUAAGGCCUACCUGAUUGGCUGUGUGUGGAACUGCUACAGAUACGUGAGUGGCAGGGGAACCACAGAGGUCCUGGUCUAUGUCACUACUAACGACACAACAUUGAAUGAGUUGAUACCACUUAAUGCACAAGGUCCUUCUGCCACCAUACGAGGAGGCCAUCGCCAUCCCACCCAAGGAGCCUCCUCCGCAGUAUAUGGAGGCAUGAGGGACACAUUCGCUGCUGGUCCAUACACCAUCAACGCCCCACCACCUUACACCCCCACAGAAACACCCUCCACAUGUUCCUCUAACACCAACGUCCAUAAAUCUGGAUGGCACAUGUUCAAAAUGAGACAAAAUGACAUUUUCAAGGCUGGUUUGGGCUUGGAUUCCUGAUUUUUACAACAGAUUAGAUUAGGGUGACCCUGAGCCAGUAUCAGCCCCACCCCACACACCACACUCAUGGUUGUGGUGACAUACUGUCUGGUCUGUCCUUCUCUGAGAACAGGAUUGUAGUAUCUUCAAGAACCUUCCAAGCAUCCCCCUCUCUCCCUGUAAACUCCUGCGUGCCCUAAACAUUCUGUCCCAAUGAAAUUUGCACUUUUCUUUGAGUGAAACGUGCACCGGUCUGGCCACCAACUGUUAACCCCCCCCCCCCCCCCCCCUUACUUGGAAGCCUUGUGAUCUUUGUCUAGACAAACUACCUGAAGAGAGAUAGCGGCAAAGUGUGUGACAGGACGAGCAGCAGAUGUGAUCAGUUAUGCAAGAGCACUUUUUUUUGAUGAAUUCCUUCAUUGAAUGUAAUGUUGGCGUAUUUUUGUAUGACUUUUUGUAUAACAGUGAAAAUAGAGAGAAAAAGAAGUGAAUAGUUAAAAGGUGUCUUGUGGUUAUACAAUAUCGUAUGUGUACUGGUGUAGCUCGUGUUGAAAAGGCUUCCCUGACCAAUAACGACUAUGUCUUCCUUUUGUAUCUAUGUUAAUACACUGUCUGUACCACUAUAACCCAUUAACUGCCUGUGAGGAAAAAAAGCUGUUAACCCUUUGAUUUCAGUCACAGUCCAUUCCAGUUUGCCUUCCUGCCUAAAUCCUGACUGUUCCAAGACCUUAAAAAAGUAACUAAGACAUUAAUGAAAAGAAAAAGCACUUCUUACAAACAGAUUCACAGUGCAUUCAAAAAGUCACAGAAUCUAAACUGUGUUGAGAUUAGCAUGUGGAAAUGUUUUACUUGAGACAUCUGUCCUGUUUGUUUUCCUGUUAAGUUGCAGUUGCAACAUCAUUGACUGUGUCUUUAAUUAUUUUUUUUUUAGUUGAGCUAACUUAGCUGGACUGAGGGCAUUUUCCUAUAAAGACAGCACAUGCUGACAUGCUGCUGAACAUGCAGAGACUGUGUGAUGAGUGUGUUUUAUGUGUACUCGCCUGAGGCUGCGUGUGAAAAUUUCUGACAAAAAAAAAUCCUUGAUAUGUAGUAACAUUUCUUUUGCACAUGCAAAAUGUUGCAAUAGUUUCUGUGCCCUUUUUUCAAAUUAGACACAAAUGGGGAUUUGAAAGCAUGGAUGGAGCUUAGCAUAGUAGCACAAAGUCAGUAAACUGUAUAUGAGGUUAAUAGAACCAAAUGUGUUGGCUGGAACUGUGUAAGCAAUAAGUAAAGCAUUAUGGGUAAUUACACUGGAACAUAUACUAUAAGGUAGACUUAAUCCAAUAUCUACCAAUAAUUUCUUAGUAGUAUUUGAUCACAAAAGCAGCAUUAAAUCAGAGUACAUUUUAUGAUUCAGACUAUGCAACAUUGCAUCCAAGAACUUGGUAGAGGUAAAAGAAAUAUGUGUACCUUGAAACAGUAGUGUUCAAUUUGAUACUAACUGUAGUUAAUAAUGUAGCCCCUUCAUCUUUGUCUGUGUGAAUUAUGACCUCUGCUUUUGCAAAUCCAACAAAACCCACAUCAAAAUUGCACUUUAAAGUCAGUGUGAGCUCACUGAAAAUCUACAUUGUUUGUUCAUGUGUACCACUUUGGUUGUAGCCAAGUUUCGCCAUUCCAGUGUUUGUAAUUAAUGCCAUCAACCUCCCACGCCUGGAUGACGGGAGCUUAAAAACUAACUGGACAGAGGUACUUUGUGGUUUUACAGGAGAGACUCGGGCUGAUGUGGGCCAUACCAGGUUUAGAGGGAGGUAAAGAAAACAGUCAUUGUGUCUGACCAGGAUGGCUGCUGCCUGAUGGAAUUAAAAUCACUGAAGACUGUUCUCCAUCACUGUCAUUUACUCACAUCCUGUUGUUGGAUCUGCACGAGCUCAUGUCUGAUUCUGAAUAAUAAAAAAACACAAAAUCA
Molecule: messenger RNA, 3005 nt
Organism: Sphaeramia orbicularis (orbiculate cardinalfish)
Lineage: Eukaryota; Metazoa; Chordata; Actinopteri; Kurtiformes; Apogonidae
Gene: laptm4b
Product: lysosomal protein transmembrane 4 beta
Exons: 8
Coding region: 203-1081 (292 amino acids)
Cellular component (GO): lysosomal membrane
Source: RefSeq, a predicted model, not a curated record